Messenger RNA from Mus musculus (house mouse), 9086 nucleotides. RefSeq names its product syntrophin, gamma 1 (gene Sntg1). The coding region runs from base 4553 to 5350 and encodes 265 amino acids. The transcript has 21 exons. NCBI's taxonomy places the organism in Eukaryota, Metazoa, Chordata, Mammalia, Rodentia, Muridae. The record is from RefSeq and is a predicted model, not a curated record. Gene Ontology annotation, cellular component: cytoskeleton; syntrophin complex; nucleus. Gene Ontology annotation, molecular function: structural molecule activity.
UACUUAGUCAAUGUGAGGCAUCUGCCUUUAUCUGAAACCAAUUGUGCUCAGUGCUACAAGCACAAGCACACAUGAAGCCCCAAGCACACAUGAAGCCUCAACAAAGAAUAUCUUCAACAAAGAAUAGCUGAGCUGAUUAAAGUCACCCCCCCCCGACCAGUUCUUACACAGAAAAUGAGCAAAGACUGUGCCCCCUAGCACCACUUCGUUAGGAAGUCCUCAGAACACAUCAAGAUAGUUGUUUCAUUUCAGACAUACUUGCCUAUAGGUAUUUUUAGUUGUAUUUGAUACAAUAAAAAGAAACAGAGUAGAAUUCAACUGAAGGCACUGAAACUUUAAAUUGAACACUACCUAAUUUUUUAUAUUGAGUGUUGACUAGGUCAGUUGAGGACUCUGGUCACUGCCUGUUUUUCAUAGGUUGUUGUGCUAACUUACCUUCUGUAUUCUAUUUAUACAUUCUAUAUAAGAACAUUUAGAAAAUAAAAGUAACCUUUAAGAAUAAAAGUGAUUUAAAUGAUUUUUUGGACAAAUCUUAUCCAACAGAAAAUUUACUUAAAAUAGCUCUUCAGUUCACCUCAGACUAUCUGUCCCUGUUUUAUUUAUACUUUAUUUAUUUACACUUCAUUUAUAUACAUUUGUAGCAUCCGGUGAUACACUUCAUCAUCUUUGUCCCACAAUGCUUUGAACAGGUUGACUAGGAGGAAUGUGCUACAGGUUUGUUUCUUCACAAAAAAAGACAUCAAACUGUCAUAAUCAGCUAGUCUGACAGUUCAAAUUAAUCAACCCUUUCUUUUUUCUUGGUGGCAAGAGAGGGUGGCAGGAGAGAGGGAGGAGGGGAGGAUGGAGAGGGAGGCUCUGUUAUUAGCAUGAAUCUGUGCUCUACAAAGGGAAAUCUCUCCCUGUGGUUGGAUAAUGAAGCGCAUAUGUUUUCAAUUAGCAACAUCUCGGUGCUUCACUUAAAGGCUUUUAUUUGCUGUGCUAAUUUCCUGUAUGAUUCAUGUUUCUACAUGUACAAAGAAAAUGAUUCAAACAAUUACGUGAAUCAAUUGAAACAAGCAUGCAAAACAGCAAAGAAAACCCAUUUAUUUUCAGGGGUUGGCCACAACAGGCAAACACAGCCUUUAAACAAGCCAUUUUCAUUCUCUAACCAAAAAUAGGGCAACUACUUUAACUUAUUUGGAGAAAGACGUAUUUGUUUGCAUGGAUAACAGAAACACAUGUUUGCAUUGGUAGAACGAAGUGGGAAACGUAAUUUACAAUAAUACUGGAGAAUUUAUUUCUCCAGGAACCGGAAAACAAAGCAGCUCUUUUAAAAUUAGCUCCUAGUGCUAAAUUGCAUCUUAUGUAGUGUUAUCUCAGAGUGCUGAAGCGCAUCAUCAACUAGGCAACCUUUGGACUCCAAAAUUCAGAUGUGGAGAAAGUGGAUGCGAGCCUGGUCCCUUGAGCUUUUUCUGUGAGGGGUAGCUCCACAAAGCAUCCCGAAACGAGGGCGACACUUACUGGGGGCCUCUUCUAGCGCGAGCCAGGGGGUGCAGCUAAUGCAAGGAAUGGCCCCAGACCAGGGAAAGGAGGGUUCGUGCUGGAGGAAGGAUGCUCAGUGCACUUCUCCAGAACUCCUUAGUUUCCCCCAGGGCAGUCGCCAGGCCUUUGGCGGUGCUGUCGCCUCCCGCAUCCACCCUACAGCCCAGUGAACUGCGUAAAAUGCGGGCGCCGCAGCUCCGGCCAUAGGGGCGCGGAAACCCAGCGGGAGACGCUCGUGCAAUCACUCCACGACUUUCCCAGUGCAGCCGGAGGUGGAUAGGAGCGAGCACCCAGCAGCACUGCGUGCCCACGCGUUGUCCCUGCGCUAAGCCUGCACGCCCCCCUCGGUCGGAACAAACUCCGGGUGCACAAGUCUGCGCUGCACAAGUUCUUCAGCUGGAGCUGGGCGCUUACCCAGGUUGGCGUUUGUGGGGCGCUCUUCAGCCUUACCACAGUCACUCAGAGCUCCGCAAAGACGCCGUGUUAAGCAGAUUGCCCCAUUCUCACUCUGUGUAUUUCAGUUCCCCCAUCUCACUCCAUUCGUGCCUGCACCAGUUGCCUUGUGUGGGCGGCGGAACCUCGGCGGCCUCCUACAGGGCCACCUUCUCGAACCCGCGUCCAAUUCCACCGCAAGCUUCUCUACUGGAAGCCACCAGAAGCCUGACCGCGGAGCUAAGUAACCCGGGGGACGUCUCGGUCCGGUGCCUAGGCCUUGCUGGAGCCUUUUAGGGAUAACAGCCCUGCCUACCUGAUCCACUACCCUCAUCCAGUCUUUUGUGCGGCGACACGCCCCCGCCCCUGCGGGAACCCGGGCUGUAGGCGGUGGGAGGGCGGGAGCUGGAACCCAACCUCCCUGUCCCUGCUGUCCCUGUCUGGGGCUCCCGGCCACGGCUAAGCUCUUCGCGGCGAUACAGCCUCUCGGAAACAAAGGUAUCCCUAGCCUUUUCCUGGCCCUUUCACGGUUUCUGCAUUUUCUGACAAGAGUCUGUCUGUGUAUCUGGGAACUGAGCAUCCUUACUCUGUCAUCUCGGAAUUCCAUCUAGAGCUCCGAAAAUGUGAACGUGUCCGCGCCCUGGUUAGGAAGCAAGAUCGCAGGGGGACCUCCAAAAUAGCCCUUCUCAUCUUAUGUAAUUAAGGACCCACGAGCUUCCCAAAAGCACCUCUACAGUCUCCACAGUGCUCAGCUUCUCUCCUCCUCCCCCUUCUCUCCCCUGUCUCUUUCUCUCUGUCCCCCGUCCCUGUGCGCGCUUGUGCGCGCGCCCGUGUUCGUGCGUUCUUUUUUCAUUUCUACCAUUAGGAAACCUACUCAGAGCCGCUGUGAACUUAGAAGAGGCUCAGCAUUUGUUUCCCACGGAUUUCUGCCUCUCCGGAAACGUUGCCAGCGUAUACACAUAAGGGUAUCAAGAUGGAGAGACCAUUAAUCCCCAAGAAAUGAAACACGGCGGAGAAACGGCAAAGCUAGAAGUCUGGAAGAGGCCUUAGCAGGAGUAUAGGGUCUGGAGUAGACUAAGGGGUCCUGGUUCCCCUCGCUUCAGCACCGGAAGGGAUGGACAGCGUCUCCCAGCUGCGUGGCUGCCUGGGAGACCCAACUGUGUUGCUGCUGCUGCCUCUGCUGCUGUCCUCCUGGCCACAGUCAUCUACAAGAGCUCUUAGCAGCUAAAAGGCGGUGCCUCUGGUCCCCUUCCUUGAUGGACGAAAACCAGCCCUCCUCAUCCUCUACCACUCAUAUCAACCUAGUUAAACUCUAGGCAGCAACUUCAAGAAAAAUUUCUAUACAGGACUCCGGGGAAUGCAGGCAGAAGAGUGGAGUUGAAGUUCUUAGAAGCACCAAAGAACCAUGGGCGUUGCAGUAGGAAUUGAAAUUCUCAAAGGCCCAGAGUUUUUAAAAUAAGAACGUCCCUGAGUGGAUUGCAGCUGUUGUGGAGACAGCUUUGUGAGAGGUCAGAGAUACUAAAACCCCAACAUUAAAGAAGCUGAGAAGACGUCAAUUCCUCUGCUCAGCAGGGAUAACUCUCUGCCUGGCCGAGGACAGCUUCCAUCUCCUUCCAACUGUGACCUGCCAUCUCACUCUGAAUCCAUGCAUGUGAUCUGGCAGUGAGUGUUCCUGCUGCUGUAAGAACAAGAAGCCACCCUGGGUUCCUGUAGCCAAGACCACAUCCUUCACAGUGCCACAGCACAUGGAUUUCAGAACUACCUGUGAGGAGACGAAGACAGGUGUUUGCUUGCUACAAGAUGGUAAUCAAGAACCUUUUAAAGUCCGGUUACACCUUGCCAGAGACCUGUUGAUGCUACAGGAGCAGGAUGUGCUGUGUGUGUCUGGUGAGCCUUUCUAUUCUGGUGAAAGAACGGUGACCAUCAGAAGACAGACAGUAGGAGGAUUCGGAUUAAGCAUAAAGGGAGGUGCAGAACAUAACAUCCCGGUUGUCAUUUCCAAAAUAUCUAAGGAGCAAAGAGCAGAGCUGUCGGGGCUGCUUUUUAUUGGAGAUGCAAUUCUACAGAUAAAUGGAAUUAAUGUGAGGAAAUGCAGACAUGAGGAGGUGGUUCAGGUUCUUCGGAAUGCUGGGGAGGAAGUGACCCUGACAGUGUCAUUCUUAAAACGAGCACCUGCUUUCCUCAAACUCCCAGUUAAUGAAGACUGUGCAUGGUCAAGCAUCAGCUGCUCUCCAUGAUCCCUUCACACCUUCAAAACCAGUACCACCUGACUGAUUCUUACACAUUGCUGAGUCCAGCUGUGGAAUGAGGUGCUCCAAGUGACCAAAGCAGUGGUACCUCCUCUCCUCUUUGUGACAGUGGCUUACACCUCAACUACCAUCCAAAUAACACAGACACGCUUUCCUGCUCUUCGUGGCCCACAUCUCCAGGCCUGAGGUGGGAGAAGCGGUGGUGUGACCUCAGGCUCAUUCCCCUACUUCAUGCCCGCUUCUCUCAGUAUGUGCCCGGGACUGACCUGAGUCGGCAGAACGCUUUCCAAGUUGUUGCUGUGGAUGGAGUCUGCAGUGGAAUUCUUCAGUGCCUCUCUGCUGAAGACUGCAUGGAUUGGCUCCAAGCAAUAGCAUCUAACAUUUCAAACCUCACAAAGCACAAUAUCAAAAAAAUCAACAGAAAUUUCCCUGUAAACCAGCAGAUAGUCUACAUGGGCUGGUGUGAAGCCCGGGAGCAGGAAUCCCUCCAAGACCGUGUGUAUACACCUGUGUUUCUUGCCCUGAGGGGCUCCUGUCUUUACAGGUUCCUGUCACCUCCAGUGACCACCUGGGACUGGACUCGAGCAGAGAAAACCUUCUCCGUGUGUGAGAUCAUGUGCAAGGUUCUCAAGGACAGUGACCUGCUGGAUCGGCGGAAACAUUGCUUCACUAUGCAGUCUGAGUGUGGGGAGGACCUCUACUUCUCUGUGGAGCUAGAGAGUGACCUUGCCCAAUGGGAACGAGCCUUCCAAACAGCCACCUUUCUUGAAGUGGAGCGCAUACAGUGCAAGACCUAUGCAUGUGUGUUGGAGAGUCACUUAAUGGGCCUCACUAUUGACUUCAGCACAGGCUUCAUCUGCUUUGACGCAGCAACAAAGGCUGUACUUUGGAGGUAUAAAUUUUCUCAGCUUAAAGGCUCAUCAGAUGACGGCAAAAGCAAAAUCAAAUUUCUGUUUCAGAAUCCAGAUACGAAACAGAUUGAAGCAAAGGAGUUGGAAUUUUCAAAUUUAUUUGCUGUUCUUCACUGUAUUCAUUCAUUUUUUGCUGCCAAAGUAGCUUGUUUGGACCCUCUGUUUUUAGGUAAUCAGGCUGCCACUACUGCUGCUGUCAGCUCUGCUUCUACAAGCAAGGCAAAGCACCUGGCUUGACAUGCUGAGCUCUGCCUGACAGCCUUCAGGGUCACUCACUCCCUACUUCCACCCUGAAGAGACCAUGCUGUCACCAAGUCAACCAUGGAGUCAGACUGCAAUUCCAGCAGCAGAAAGGUCAGGAGGCAUCUGUAAAUGACCCUGGGAUGGCAGAGCAACCUAUUUUUUCUCCACUGAUCUCUACCAGGAUACAGCUGCCAUCAUGUUUGGUGACAAGGAUUGAUUGGUGUAAAGUAUGUAAAUAAUAUAAAAAUUGUAAGCUACCUAUAAAUAAAAAUACCAAUUAAAUGGCCAUUUCUCUAUUUUAGAUGAUUUUGUAUGACAAAUAGAUAUUGGGCCAGAUCAUGAAUCAAUGCCCUAUCAUUGUAUUAUGAGUGUAAGAAGUUAAAAAAUAAAAUCAAGGCAAGUAGCAUGCAAAUCAAACAAACAACAAAACAAAAUGAAAGCAAAUGACCUCAAAGACAGAAGCACCUUAACUUACUCAUGUGAGUUACUUCCUAUAAUCUCAUCAGAUGGUUCAAUAUGAGCACGCCAGCUGUGUUUAAUCUUACUGUAAAAUAUUCUGCAGAAUUAAUAAAGACAAUUACAUUGGCCUGUGACAACACCCUAGUAAAUUAACUAUUUCUUCUUUGGUGAAUGUUACUAACAUGUUUUAUAUUAGAAAAUGGUAUUAAUCAUGAAUGUCAAAAACACUCUUCAUUUAAAUACAUUUCUUCUUUUUUUGCCUAAUGAGAUUAAUGAACAAACUAAACUUUAAUAAAUUUAAAUGUCCCAAAACUCUUGCAGAAAAAUAUAUCAAUAAAUUCUGUGUAAGAAACAUGUCUUUGUUAUACUUUUCUAUUUAGUCAUGAACUAAAGAGUUCCUGAAAGUUAGCCACAGACAUUAUGAGAGCUGGUGAUAUUUUCAUUUGAGUUUAUUUUUGUGUAAAUUGAGCGAGAUUUGAAAACCAGCAUCAAAAUUCAUGUUAUAAAAUGCAAUGGAAAGUAAUUGACUAUGUCAAAUGAUGUAGGCUGCUGCAGGUAGCUUGUUUCAGAAUUAGGAAGGUAAAAAGUCAGAAAUGUGCAUUGUGAGGUGGGCACUCAAGGCCAGGAACUAGAGACUGUUCAUCAUACAAAACAAGAAGCAUUCUUCAUUCUUUACUAAGGCUCUGUUGGUGUCUGCUUUUAAACAACUAGCUACUUCUUGAAAAGUGAACAAAUAAAGUCCACUUUUAUUGGUAUGCAUUUCAAUUGAACAUUGUUUGAUUCCCCUUAAAAUGACCAAAUUUCUAAUAAGUAGUUCAGUAUCCCUUCUUUAAAUAGAAGACAGUCGCACAUUAGACUCAAGAGGAAAGCUAAAUUAUUUUUUAAAGAAACACUUAUCCAUAAGUAUAAAGUCAUCAAGUAGUAAACUAUUUUCAUAAUAAUUAAAAUAUUAAUUCAUUUUGCAGUGGAUUAAGUGAAAUCUCACAAUGAGAUCUGAAAAUGUUAUUUUGGAUGUAAGAUGCCUUGUCAACAUAACAUGAAAAUUUGAUAAUAAAGGUUUAUAUAUUCUACUUUUACAAGAAAUUUCAAUGUAUACCCACAAUAAUCAUCUUGGGAUUACUGCUUACUAGAGCAACCAAACACAUGAGCUAUGAUAAUUUUGAAUUUCACUGAAUUCUGAGUUCUGCCUUUCUAACAUAGAGGAGAAAGAUUAAAGAAAGACGCCUCUAUCAUCUCUUCUGAAAGCUCUGCCACUACACUUGUUGCUGCCACAUAGUAGGCAACAACUGGAAUUUAAAACUAUACAGAGGUCUUCUGUAAUCAUUCAAAAUAACUGUAUGGAGCAGGAGAGAUGGAUUAGUGGAUAAAAAUUUUUACAUCUCUUUCAAGGACCUGGAUUUGAUUGUAGCACUCACAAAGUGACUCACAAUCAUCUGAAACUACAAUUUUUAGAGAAUUAAAUGCUUGCUUCAGAACUCAGUAGCACCAGAUACACACGUGGUGCAUAUACAUACACGCAGGUGAAAUGUCACCUGAAAAAAAUAAACAAAAAACAAAACCUAAAAGUAGAUUUUACAAAGCUCCAUUUAAAAUUCAAACCUGAGUUAAGUCCUUUUGCUGUUGUUGUUAUAUCAACAACUCUAUCAGUGCACAUGUUGGGAAAACAGCUGAAGUGUGAUAUUAGAUCUUGAGUAUGGAGCUUAUAUCCUAUGUGUGCUUACAGACACAUAAAUAUAUGUACAGAUACAAGUAUAAAAUGUUAAGCUUAAUUAUACUGAAAGAAAAUGUUUCACAUAUGUGACACAUAGCUAUGUAUGUAUUCAGCUAUAAAGAGUUGGUUGAAUUAAAACCUACUAGAACAACCUUGGUUUUGUUACAUUAUAUAAUCUUGGUUAAAAUAUCACCAUACUGAAUUGCUAUUUAACAUGAUUAGUGGAAUAGGCACCAAUUAGGAAAGGACUGUUCUGGUUCUCAUCCAUUUAACAGUUAGUGUUUAAAGCUUUCUUUAUAGUGUGGUUAACCACUGUCAGUUGCUAUGACUUUAGCUACUUAAAUGAAAAAUAAAUGUAAAAAUUCAUGAAAACACAGAUUUCAACUUCUCAGUAAGUUAGGUUCAGAUAUAGAUUUUUUUUAACAAUCCCAAGUUUGAGCAUUAAGCAUACAUGAGAAUGCUUAAUGAUGUGUUAACCCUUCCAGUGCCUUUUUAGAUGUGCAUGCACAUACAUGUGUAUGUGUGUGCAUGUGUAGAUCAUUAAAGGGCUUCUUACAGUGUACACACUGCUAGCUUACAGGAAAUGUAGUUACAUGAGUUAGACAGAGAUCUUUUAAACAACUAAGAUAAGAAUGUCUUUUCUGUGAUUAAAAAUAAAAAAAAAUUCAACUGAAAUGUAGUGUAUCUAAGUAGGAGGACUUGAAUUUGUUAUAGAUUAACUUCAAAUUACCUUAGUAAUUUAAAUAUAACAAAUACCCAAGGCUUUCCUAUCUAAUUUAAUUUUAUAGAGCUGAAUGUGCUAGGAAUCUCACAUUUUAGUCAUGGGCUGACUUGUCAUUUUAAAGCCUUUGCUCAUAAAACUUUCAUUCAGCAAGAAGAAAAGAAAAUGAUGUCAAGUCAAUAUUGGCAAGCAGAGAAGGCACUUCCAUAUAGGCAGUGUGGUUGUGCUCCGGACAUAUUAGCUAAUGAAUCCACAUGUCCCUCAUUUUCAGUGACAAAGAUUGUUUAUAGUAUAGUCUAUGCUGAAUGCUGGUCUUAAGUGAAGCUUAACUUCUUCCUGAUGAAACCUAAAUCAGAACAAUCACUUCAUUUUAUUGUUUCAAACCAGCAGUGUGAAGAAGCUUUAUCAGUGCAAGCACACACUUGUGCUUAACUUUGUAAGGUAAGUGUCUGUUCCAACUUAAAAUUUUGUUUCUGUUGGUACUGAUGUGCUUAUAAGCUAAAGGAACAUCUUCAUCCAUAUCUUUAAACUCGCUGUUUGUGUUUUGUUCUGACUCCUUAAUAUUUUAAAUCAUGUCACUUUACAUUAUAGCUUACCUUUAAAGAUAAAUAAAUUAUUAUAAAUAUUAUAUAUUUUAUACAUAUUACAAUGCAAUGAGAAAAUAAAAUGUAAAUAUAUUUAUUUCCUAUUUAAAUGUUUUGGUGGAUGUUUGUAAAAUGUAAAUUCAGAUCUGUGAUAACUGGCCACUUGUCUUUGAGUUCAUUAAUGUACUAUUACUAAAAAGAAAAUAUCUUUUUUAAUGAACCAUAUUAGAAAAUAAAAAUGGAAGCUUUUCUAUG